Molecule: messenger RNA, 975 nt
Organism: Vicia faba (fava bean)
Lineage: Eukaryota; Viridiplantae; Streptophyta; Magnoliopsida; Fabales; Fabaceae
Source: the annotation of a GenBank genome assembly
AUGAGUGGCGAGGAUGAAGAAAAAAAGUUGAAAUUGAAGCGAAAUUCUUCUCGGUUAAGCAAUUUUCAACGCGACCUUAUGGCGGGUGCGUUGAUGGGUGGUGCGAUUCAUACGCUUGUGGCCCCGAUUGAGAGGGCGAAAUUGUUGUUGCAGACGCAGGAGAGUAACUUGGCUAUUGUUGCUAGUGGUCGGAGAAAAUUCAAAGGGAUGUUUGAUUGUAUAAUUCGGACUGUUAAGGAAGAAGGUGUUGUUUCUUUGUGGCGUGGGAAUGGGAGUAGUGUUCUUCGAUAUUAUCCUUCUGUUGCACUCAAUUUCUCUCUUAAGUGUUUUUUUUUCCAACAGGAUCUUUACAGAAGCAUAUUAAGGGGUGGGAACUCUGAUGCCGAUAAUUUUUUCUCUGGUGCAUCCGCUAAUUUUGUUGCCGGAUCUGCAGCAGGUUGUACAUCACUUAUCUUGGUAUACCCCCUUGAUAUCGCACACACCCGCCUUGCCGCUGACAUCGGGAGGACGGAAGUGCGCCAAUUCCGAGGCAUUUACCAUUUCUUGGCCACGAUAUUCCAAAAAGACGGGGUUCGGGGAAUUUACAGGGGCCUUCCUGCAUCACUACACGGUAUGGUGGUUCAUAGAGGUCUUUACUUCGGAGGGUUUGAUACCAUAAAAGAGAAGUUGUCUGAAGAAUCUAAACCUGAGUUGGUGCUGUGGAAACGUUGGAUGGUAGCUCAAGCAGUUACAACCUCAGCCGGUCUGAUAUCAUAUCCGCUAGACACAGUUCGUAGGAGGAUGAUGAUGCAGUCUGGCAUGGAACAUCCGGUGUACACUAGCACCCUCGACUGCUGGAGGAAAAUCUAUCGAACAGAGGGAUUGGUUUCGUUUUACCGUGGCACGGUUUCGAAUGUGUUUAGGAGCACUGGAGCUGCAGCUAUCUUAGUCUUGUAUGAUGAGGUCAAGAAAUUUAUGAAUUGGGGAGGAUUGUGA